CAACGGAGUCGAGUUUACCGUGGCGACGCCCCGCCCGCGCCUGCGCUCUGGGGCUGGGAGCUGUUGCUUGGAGACAGGAGAAGCCGGGAGUCCAGGCGGCGGCGGGGCUCGGCGGGACCCUGGUGCUGAGGGACCGAUAGCCCCAGCCGGCAGCCAGUGCCAUGGCGGAUCCCUCCGGAGACCCCCCGCCCGAGGCUCAGGGGUCCCCCCCUUCGGGGCAGAGCUCCGAGCGGCUCGGCCAGGACCCCCCACCCGGCCAGGGGCCCUACCAGCCCACCCAGCCCGGCCAGGGCCCCUACCAGCCCACCCAGCCCGGCCAGGGCCCCUACCAGCCGACCCAGCCUGGUCAGGGGACUCCACCUGCCCAAGGGCCAUACCAGCCCACCCAGCCCGGCCAGGGCCCCUACCAGCCGACCCAGCCUGGUCAGGGGACUCCACCUGCCCAAGGGCCAUACCAGCCCACCCAGCCCGGCCAGGGCCCCUACCAGCCGACCCAGCCUGGUCAGGGGACUCCACCUGCCCAAGGGCCAUACCAGCCCACCCAGCCCGGCCAGGGCCCCUACCAGCCGACCCAGCCUGGUCAGGGGACUCCACCUGCCCAAGGGCCAUACCAGCCCACCCAGCCCGGCCAGGGCCCCUACCAGCCGACCCAGCCUGGUCAGGGGACCCCACCUGGCCAGGGCCCCUACCAACCCUCCCAGACAGGACAAUCUCCUUAUGAACCUUAUGAAUCUGGACAAGCCCCUUAUCAACCUCACCAGCCAGGCCAGGAUACCACACCAGGUCAAGCUCCCUAUCAUCCUCACCAACCAGGACAAUCUGCCUAUGAAGCCCGUCAAGUGGGACCCUUAUCACAAGAGCUGAGACGAAGCAUCUAUCAGCCACAUGCACCAGGACAAGAACCCUAUCAGCUACAGGAACCAAGAGGAAGCCUUUAUCAGCAACAAGAACCUAUGCUUGGUCCCUAUCAGCCUUUUGUAUCUGGACAUGGCCCUUAUCAACCACAUGAACCAGGCUAUGGCCUUUAUCAGCCAGGAUACAGCCCAUAUGAGGAUGAAAUACCUGAUCCUGAACCUAGAGCACUGGCAAUCCAGAAUGCAAAGGCCUAUCUAAUGAAGAGCAGCACAAAGUCUGGCCUGAACUUAUAUGAUCAUCUUGCUCACAUGCUGACCAAGAUCUUGGAUGAACGCCCUAUAAAUGCAGUAGAUAUCAUUGAGAAUAUCAGUAAGGAUGUGAAAUGGGCUCAGUUCCAGAAAAAAAUGGACACCCUCCGUGAUGAGCAUGAAAUGCUUCCAACAUAUGAGCUGGCAGAGAAAUAUAAGGCUCUGUUCCUCAAGGGGACAGGAGAGGGAGGAGAUGAAGAGCCAGAAGAGGAAAUAACAGAUAGCCCUCUACCCAAUGUGAUGGAGACAGCCUUCUAUUUUGAACAGGCUGGAGUCGGCUUGAGCAUGGAGGAAAACUACCAUAUAUUCCUUGCCCUCAAGCAGCUCGUUAGCAUGCAGCCAAUCCAGACAUGUCGCUUCUGGGGCAAGAUCUUGGGCCUGGAGAUGAACUAUAUCGUGGCUGAAGUGGAGUACCGUGAGGGGGAAGAGGAGGAGGAGACAGAGGAGGAAGAAGUGAUUGAGGAGGGGGGGAAAGAAGGGGGUGAGGACAAAGAUGAAGAAGAAGAUGAAGAGAAAGAAGAAGAUGAGCCACCAAAGUCCACCUAUAAACCCCCACCAGUGGUCCCAAAAGAAGAAAACCGGACUGGCACCAAUAAGUUUAUCUAUUUUGUCUGUAAUGAGCCAGGCAAACCCUGGGUGAAGUUACCUGCAGUGACACCAGCGCAAAUUGUGGCUUCCAGGAAAAUCAAGAAGUUCUUCACUGGAAGGCUGGAUGCUCCUAUUGUGAGCUAUCCACCUUUCCCAGGGAAUGAGGCCAAUUACCUGCGUGCACAGAUCGCUCGGAUCUCAGCAGGGACCCAGAUCAGCCCAUUGGGGUUCUACCAGUUUGGAGAGGAGGAAGGGGAUGAAGAGGAGGAGGGGGGAGGAGGAAGAGACACAUAUGAAGAAAAUCCUGACUUUGAGACCAUUAGUGUGAUGGAACUUGUGGAUUCCAUUUCCAACUGGGUGCACCAUGUACAGAAUAUUCUUAUGCAGGGCCGCUGUUCCUGGAUUAACCCCUCUCAAAAGUCAGAGGAAGAAGAAGAAGAAGGUGAGGAAGAGGAAAAAGCAGAAGAGCCAGAUGAACCACGGCCAGAAGUGGGACCCCCUCUUCUGACUCCACUCUCUGAAGAUGCAGAAAUUCAGAACAUUCCUCCUUGGACAUCUCAGUUAUCCACAAACCUGGUUCCUCAAUAUGCCAUUGCAGUCCUUCAGUCCAACCUGUGGCCUGGAGCGUACUCCUAUGCUAUCGGCAAGAAAUUUGAUAAUAUCUAUCUGGGCUGGGGUCACAAAUACAGUCCAGAUAACUACUCACCCUCGAUGCCCCCACCAGUGCAGACAGAGUACCCAAGUGGGCCAGAAAUCACUGAAAUGAAUGACCCUACUGUGGAAGAGGAGCAGGCACUCAAGGCUGCACAGGAAGAAGCUUUGGCUGCAGCUGAGGAAAUGGAUGAGAUAGAGGAAGAAGAAGAGGAAGAUGAGGAUGAUUAAAAUGCUACAAGAAUCAGAUUUGUAUAAAAGUUCUUCUAAAAAUAAUACAUAAUUUUAAUACAUUUAGUAUAUUAACCAAGUCAAUCUAAAAAUAAAUGUUUAUUUAAACGAGA
Molecule: messenger RNA, 2746 nt
Organism: Chelonia mydas (Green sea turtle)
Lineage: Eukaryota; Metazoa; Chordata; Testudines; Cheloniidae
Product: radial spoke head protein 6 homolog A
Exons: 6
Coding region: 162-2633 (823 amino acids)
Biological process (GO): cilium assembly; cilium movement involved in cell motility; axoneme assembly
Cellular component (GO): radial spoke; axoneme
Source: RefSeq, a predicted model, not a curated record